UUACAGGUAGAAGAAAAAUACCUGCUUGUGUUUUUGUUUUAUUAUUUUCUAAUGGUGCCUCGCUGCCUGUGCAACCGCCUUCCUCUCUCUUUCUCUUUGUGCCAUUAUAAAAACUAAAGUUCAGAACAGCUCACCAAUCACAAUGUCCUCAAUUAGAACAGAGGUAGGCAGCAUUGGGAAGCUUAGCUUACAAAAGAUAAGCGUUAACUAAAUGCUCACCAAGUCCAACCGCCUUUAACUCUGUCUCUCGAACCAACAAACCAAGCUAACUUCAUCUUUUUUUCUUCUCUCUUCUUCCGGUUCAUUUCACCACUUCUCACACAGGUCUUUCUGAAUUAGAAAAUAAAAAAUGAAUAAGCAAGAUCUUAUGAAGUUUCAGCAGUCUUGUGUUCUCAAAGUGAACAUACACUGUGAUGGCUGCAAAAAGAAAGUGAAGAAACUGUUGCAGAAAAUUGACGGUGUGUAUUCUAUAAGCAUAGAUGCAGAACAAGGGAGAGUGGUAGUAACAGGCAAUGUUGAUCCAGCCAUUCUCAUCAGGAAGCUUGAGAAAUCAGGGAAAUUUGCUGAGUUAUGUAGGCCUCAAAAGGGUUCAAACAGCUACCAAAAUCUUGUCAACAACCAGUUCAAAAACAUGCAUUUUGACAAUGGUAAGGGUGGCAAAGACAACAAAUCUCAAAAGGGUGGUGGGAAUAAUAACCAGCCAAAAGGUGGACAUCAACAACAACAGCAGCAACAAAUUAUGCAGCAGCAAUUCAAAGGGUCUAAGGACAUGAAGAUGAUGCCUCACAAGGAUCAAAAAUCUGUCAAGUUUCACUUGCCUGAGGAUGAGUUUGAUGAUGAAGAUUUUGAUCAUGAGUUUAUUGACGAUGAUGAAGAAGAUUUUGAUGAUGAAUUCGAUGAUGAAGACGAUUUUGAUGAUGAGGAGGAGUUUGGCCAUGGUCAUGGCCAUAAUGGUCAUAACUUCUCUAACAAGAUGAUGCCCAUCAUGAAUAAUAAUGGGCAUGGUGGGAAACAUGGGCCUAAUGUUAUGAUGGAUAAUGGGCCUGUCAUAAAUAUGAAAAGAGGUAAUGGAAAUGGGGGAAAUGGCAAAAAAGGUGGAGUUAUUGAUGUACCAAUUGUGAUGAUGGGAGACAAAGAUGGUAAAGGCGUCAAAGGAGGAAAGAAUGGAAGCAAAGAGAAUAACCAAGGAGGGAAGCAAAGUAAAGGAGGUAAAUAUAAAAGUGAUGGUAACAAAAAGAGUGGUGGUGGUGGGUUUCUAGGGUUUGGUAAAAAGAAAGGAGGUGAAGAUAAAAAGAGUGGUAAAAAUAGUAGUGAUGGUAGUGGUGGGUUUUUAGGGUUUGGCAAGAAGGAUAAAAAUGUCGAAGAUGGUAAAGGUGGUAACAAAAAUGGCAAGAAGAAUACUAACAAUGGAGGUGGUGGUGGAAACAAUAAUGGCAAUGGGCCUAAAAAGGGUGAGGCCAAGAGUGAUGGGCUCCAUGAUAUGAAGAAAAUAAAGAAUGAUUUCCAUGAUUUUGAUGUGCCUAUUCUAGGCAAGGGUGGUAAAGGAAAUGGAGGAAAUGGCCAUGGUUAUGGUGUUGGCCAUGGUGGUGGUGGUGGUGGUAAAAGUGGAGGCCGGAUGGGGCAAAUGAGUAAUUACCCGAUGGGGCAAAUGGGCAACCAUCCGAUGGGGCAAAUGGGCAACCAUCCGGUGGGGCAAAUGGGCAACCAUCCAAUGGGGCAAAUGGGUAACUAUCCAAUGGGGCAAAUGGGUAAUUACCCAAUGGGUCAGAUGGGUAAUAUUCCAGCAGUGCAAGGACUACCAGCACCAGCUGCAGCAGCAAUGAAUGGUGGAUAUUAUCAAGGGAUGGGGCCACCAGGGAACCCUUACAAUCAACAAUAUAUGGCCAUGAUGAUGAAUCAACAGAGAAUGAACGGUGGAAAUGAGAUGUAUCAGCCAAUGAUGUAUGCAAGGCAUCACCCGGCUUUUAACUAUGGACCACCACCACCAUCAGUGAACCCUCAUGCUACUGAUAAUUACACUUACUUCUUCAGUGAUGAGAAUGCCAAUAGUUGUAGCAUCAUGUAAAAUUGCUUAGAACUAGAAAUAGUUUAAUCUUUUGGGUUUGGGUGUGGGUUUUGGUUAAUUAUCUUGUGUUUGUGUACUUUUGUAGUAGUACUUGUACAACAAGGGUGCAAGGUGAAAAAGAAUACAAUAUUGCCCAUAAUGGGUAACUUUUGUUUCA
This is a messenger RNA of Mangifera indica (mango), 2222 nucleotides long. Its product is annotated as heavy metal-associated isoprenylated plant protein 34. The transcript has 3 exons. Gene Ontology annotation, molecular function: metal ion binding. The record is from RefSeq and is a predicted model, not a curated record. Bases 350 to 2065 code for a protein of 571 amino acids. NCBI's taxonomy places the organism in Eukaryota, Viridiplantae, Streptophyta, Magnoliopsida, Sapindales, Anacardiaceae.